Huiozyma naganishii CBS 8797 is the source of this 3096-nucleotide messenger RNA. RefSeq names its product E1 ubiquitin-activating protein UBA1 (gene UBA1). Gene Ontology annotation, molecular function: ubiquitin activating enzyme activity. The record is from RefSeq and is a predicted model, not a curated record. Gene Ontology annotation, cellular component: cytoplasm; nucleus. Lineage: Eukaryota; Fungi; Ascomycota; Saccharomycetes; Saccharomycetales; Saccharomycetaceae. Gene Ontology annotation, biological process: protein ubiquitination; ubiquitin-dependent protein catabolic process; DNA damage response. The transcript has a single exon. Bases 1 to 3096 code for a protein of 1031 amino acids.
AUGACUUCAGCGAGCGGUAGUAACGAUACAAAGCACGGUGCUGGCUCUGCAGAGCAGCAGGGCGAGAUCGACGAGGGGCUGUACUCCAGACAGCUCUACGUCCUGGGCAAAGAGGCCAUGCUCAAGAUGCAACACUCCAGCGUGCUAGUGUUAGGGUGUCGCGGGCUAGGGGUCGAGAUCGCCAAGAACGUCGCCCUAGCGGGUGUGAAAUCGCUUACUUUACAGGACUCAGAGGCAGCACAGCUACAAGAUCUGUCCACUCAAUUCUUCAUCAGCGAGGCGGAUUUGGGUCAACCAAGAGAUAAAGUUUCUCAGGGGAAACUGGCGGAAUUGAACGGGUACGUCCCCGUGGACGUGAUCCCUCCUGUCACUGACCUUGCGCAACUCGACCGUUUCGACGUCGUAGUCGCCACGGACACAACGUCCCUCGAGGACCGUGUCAAGAUCAACGAUUACUGUCACCCUCGUGGGAUCAGGUUCAUUGCUACAGAGACGAGGGGGCUAUUCGGCCACGUGUUCGUCGAUUUCGGUGACCAAUUCACCGUGAUGGACCAAACAGGGGAGGAACCGCACGCAGGUGUAGUCUCCGAUAUAGAACCGGAUGGGACUGUGACCAUGCUCGACGAUAACAGACACGGAUUGCAGGACGGCGAUUACGUUAAAUUUUCAGAAGUACAAGGGCUUGAGGGACUCAACAGCGGGGAACCAUACAAAGUGGAAGUUCUAGGACCCUUCGCGUUCCGUAUUGGGUCCGUCUCCCAUUUGGGACAGUACAUCAAGGGCGGGCUUUUCACAGAGGUCAAGAUGCCUCAGAAGAUCGCGUUCAAAUCACUUAGAGACUCCCUCGCAGAACCAGAAAUGGUCUUCUCCGAUUUCAGUAAGUUCGACAGAGCUGGACAAUUACACUUGGCCUUCCAGGCGUUACACCAAUUCCAAGUCAGACACAGUGGCGCUCUACCAAGACCAAUGAACCAAGAGGACGCAAACGAAAUUGUUAAACUUGUGGGGGACUUAGCGGCACAGCAACCACAAGUCCUCGGUGCAGAAGAAAACUCAGUGAACGAACCACUGGUCCGCGAGUUCUCGUACCAGGCUAGAGGUGAUAUCCCCGGUGUCGUCGCCUUCUUUGGUGGACUAGUAGCCCAGGAGGUUCUCAAGGCCUGUUCUGGGAAAUUCACACCUUUGAAACAGUACAUGUAUUUCGAUUCCCUGGAGUCUCUACCAGACAGCGAGAAGUUCAAGAGGACGGAGGAAACGACAAAACCGAUUAAUUCAAGGUACGAUAACCAGAUCGCAGUGAUGGGGCUUCAAUUCCAACAGAAACUGGCAAACUCAAAAGUGUUCCUAGUUGGUGCUGGGGCCAUUGGUUGUGAGAUGUUGAAAAACUGGGCUCUCGUGGGGCUCGGGUCGGGACCUCAGGGCCACAUCGUCGUCACGGACAACGACUCCAUUGAGAAAUCGAACUUGAACCGUCAAUUCCUGUUCAGACCAAGAGAUGUCGGUAGGGAAAAGGCCCAAGUUGCAGCAGAGGCGGUGUCCAAGAUGAACCCGGACUUGCAGGGGAAGAUCACCGCCAAGGUAGAUAAAGUUGGGCCGGACACGGAGAAUAUUUUCAACGACGAGUUCUGGCAACAACUCGACUUUGUCACCAAUGCACUGGACAACGUCGACGCGAGAACGUACGUUGACCGCCGCUGUGUGUUCUACAGGAAACCACUUCUAGAGUCCGGAACAUUAGGUACAAAGGGUAACACUCAAGUCAUCAUCCCAAGACUCACGGAAUCCUACUCCUCAUCGAGAGAUCCACCGGAGAAAUCGAUCCCACUGUGCACAUUGCGGUCGUUCCCAAGCAAGAUCGAUCACACCAUCGCGUGGGCUAAAUCUUUGUUCCAAGGUUACUUCUUCGAAGCACCCGAGAACGUCAAUUUGUACUUGUCGCAACCAAACUUCGUGGAGCAGACCAUGAAGCAAAGCGGGGACGUCAAGGGGAUCCUUGAGUCGAUCAACGACUCCCUCAACAAAAAACCGGCCAAUUUCGACGAGUGUAUUAGGUGGGCCCGCCUAGAGUUUGAAAAGAAGUUUAACCACGAUAUCAAGCAACUGCUGUACAACUUCCCAGCGGACGCGAAGACUUCCAACGGUGACCCCUUUUGGUCUGGUGCCAAGCGUGCGCCGACCCCGCUGGAGUUCAGCUUCGACGACCCCAACCACGUCGACUUCGUUGUCGGAUCCGCAAACUUGCGCGCGUUCAACUACGGUAUCACGGAGUCGGCCACCGCCGAGGGCACACAACACUACAGGGACGUGAUACAGGCGAUGCAGAUUCCCGAGUUCAAACCCAACGUCAACCUCAAGAUCCAAGUCAACGACGAGGAUCCAGACCCUAACGCGAACAACCCAAUGGGCGAUGAACUGGACACUUUGGCUGCAUCUUUGCCCAACCCGGCCACGUUGGCAGGUUUCAAGUUGGUCCCCGCGGAGUUUGAAAAGGACGACGACACGAACCACCACAUUGAGUUUAUCUCCGCGUGUUCCAAUUGUAGAGCGGAAAACUAUUCGAUCGAACUUGCGGACCGCCAGAAGACCAAGUUUAUUGCAGGCCGUAUCAUUCCAGCUAUUGCCACCACAACCUCGCUGGUCACAGGGUUGGUCAAUUUGGAGUUGUACAAAGUUGUCGACGGACAGACGGAUAUCGAGAAGUACAAGAACGGGUUUGUCAACUUGGCAUUGCCCUUCUUCGGGUUCUCGGAGCCAAUCAGCUCUCCAAAGGGCACUUAUAAUGAUAAAGAAUACGAUAGAAUCUGGGAUAGAUUCGAUAUCCAAGGUGACAUAAAACUGAAGGACCUGAUCGACCAUUUUGCCAAGGAGGAGGGAUUAGAAAUUACGAUGCUUUCCUACGGUGUGUCGCUGUUGUACGCAUCUUUUUUCCCACCCAAGAAACUGAAGGACCGGUUGGACUUGCCCGUCACAGAAUUGGUCAAAACGGUGACGAAGCAUGAAAUUCCUUCCCAUGUCCGCACAAUGAUUUUGGAAAUCUGUGCAGACGACAAAGAUGGUGAAGAUGUUGAAGUGCCCUUCAUUACAAUUCAUUUGUAA